AAAAGCAUUGGCUAUCUGGGAUCCUUGGCGAUUGCCGUCAACAGUCUCGCCGGUCCGGCUGUCCUCCAGCUUCCUUUUCAGUACCAACGCUCAGGGUUAAUCCCUACAACGAUCUGUCUCGUUUUCGUAUCGAUUCUAUCCUACUUUGUAAGCCUCCAUAUGGCAAACGUGGUUUCCCAGGUUCCAGGAAAUCACAAGUUUAAGCACUGCAUCGAAUUUUCCGAUCCAUUUUCUAUCUUUUGGGGUCCCCGCGCUUUCCAAAUUACGCAAGUACUUUUCUUUCUGUGCACGACCUGUCUCAACGUUGCCGCUAUUGUUGAUACGGCUGAAGUCGUUGAUUCCUUUCUGGGAUUGCGGUUCGAGUCCGUCGGCUUCAAUGCACAGACAUUGACUUUGCAAACAUGGUCGCAUGGACCAUGUUCCCGGAAAGAGGUUAAGCUAGGAUUAUGUGACCCUUUCGGAGAUGCCGAUGUGUACGGUGACUACCUCUUGACUCUUGGUUACCUACUGACGGCACUGGUCUUCGUCCCGGUCUGUCUAAUGGAUUUGAAAGAAAACACAUCCUGGCAAAUCUUUGGGUUUGCAGUUUUGACAGCAACGUCCAUUUACUUUUGUGCCACUUUUUCCACCUACGAGUUGUCUCUCAAACACGUUUCGUUGUGGGGAUCUUCCUGGAAAGGCAUGCUGGGAGUCAUUCUGUUCAAUUUCGCACUCGUCCUGGCCAUUCCAGCCUGGUUGCACGAGAAAAAGGAGACCGUUAAUGUCAACCAGGUUAUUCAACAUUCCACUGCCAUGUCAACGGGCUUGUAUAUUUGCGUCGGCAUUCUGGGAGCCUUUGCGAUUCCGAAGGUGAACGUGAAUAUGCUUAGUCCGAUGGUUUCAGGCGCUUUCGGUUCCGGCAUUCAAAUCGCCGGCUCGGUUUUUGCGUUCUUCAUUAUCGGCCUCGAUAUACCACUAUUUUCCGUUCUGACUCGGUACAAUUUGACACAUUCGGGAAUGUGUAGCGAACGAACGGCAAACAUCUUUGUGGUGUGGUUGCCCUGGUUGACCUCAUGGUUGUGGUAUCAAGGUGACGCUAUCGGGAGUUUAUUGAGCUGGGGCGGCGUGCUAUUAACAUCGGCCGUGGCGUUUCUGCUACCUCUGUAUUUGGCGUUGCGU
Molecule: messenger RNA, 1158 nt
Organism: Phaeodactylum tricornutum CCAP 1055/1
Lineage: Eukaryota; Bacillariophyta; Bacillariophyceae; Surirellales; Neidiaceae
Exons: 1
Source: RefSeq, a predicted model, not a curated record